Messenger RNA from Drosophila ananassae, 1129 nucleotides. RefSeq names its product transcription factor Ouib. Lineage: Eukaryota; Metazoa; Arthropoda; Insecta; Diptera; Drosophilidae. Gene Ontology annotation, biological process: regulation of transcription by RNA polymerase II. The transcript is spliced from 4 exons. Gene Ontology annotation, cellular component: nucleus. The record is from RefSeq and is a predicted model, not a curated record. The coding region runs from base 100 to 1062 and encodes 320 amino acids. Gene Ontology annotation, molecular function: RNA polymerase II cis-regulatory region sequence-specific DNA binding; zinc ion binding; DNA-binding transcription factor activity.
AUCUCUCGAUAGUCCAUUCCUAAUUCCUAAGCAGGCUGGCAACACGAAGAAGCAACGAGAAUUUUGAACAAAACAAAUAUAUUGUGUUAUUUGUUGAAAAUGGACAUAGCAAAAGUUUGCCGUAUUUGUGCCAACAAAAUCAAGAACUCGAAUACCGAGCGCAACAUAUUCAAAUACAUGCGUGGAAAAUUACUGACCCACCUGAAGCUGAUCACUGGUGUCGAGUUGACUUCCGACCAAGGGCUGCCAGAGGGUGUAUGUGAGCGAUGCCAGUCGGAAUUGGACUUGGCGAUGAAGUUUCGUGAGCGAUGCAUUUUUUCCCAGAAAUAUUUGCUGGACAUAAAGCGGAAGGAGGAAAAAGUUAAAACCACCCCGGCUGAGCUGGAGGAGCAGCUAAUCGAUGCUGAUUUUAUAAAAGCGGGGGGAGAUUUUGAGGUCUGCGACGUGGAAAACUACGAUGACGACCUCUCGCCCGACGAUGAUCCCGAAGCCUCUGUUAUGGCCGCAGCAGAGGCAGCCCACCAGGCGGAAGUGCGGGAGCAACAGUUAGAACGGGCGGCUAAAAGAGACAGAAAUUUCUUCAUAUGUGAACUUUGUGGGCACUUCUUUAAAGAUGAGUACCUAUACAAUGAUCACAAAGAAGCGCAUGAGUGCCGCAGGGAAGUGAAGGACUUCUUUCCAUGUAGUGAGUGUUCACUAAAUUUUAAAAAGAGGACCCUUUUAAGGCAGCAUCGUGCUCAGUGCCACACUGAUAACGCCACGUUCAAGUGCUUCACUUGUGGCGAGAUUUUCCUGUCUAAGGGAGAUAAGCUGCGUCAUCAAAAAGCCCAUGAAAAUGAACGACCGUAUCCAUGUUUAGAGUGCGGAAAAGUGUGCCGCAGUAUCAGGGAACUCCAGGAACAUUGUGCCACCCACCCACCUCCAAAGCGAAAAUUCAGAUGUGAACCUUGUCGAAAGGACUUUGCUUCCCGCAAGGAUUUAAUGACACAUUCGAGGACUCAACUUCACAAGCGAUUGGUCAGAAAUAUGGAAGAAGAAAUUGAAUUCAUAUCUGAUAGCUAAAAAUAAAUGUAUGUUUAGUCUAAUUUAGUUCGCGAAAUGACAUCUUGACUGGACCAUUAUAGAAUUA